Molecule: messenger RNA, 4327 nt
Organism: Pseudophryne corroboree (corroboree frog)
Lineage: Eukaryota; Metazoa; Chordata; Amphibia; Anura; Myobatrachidae
Gene: MLLT1
Product: MLLT1 super elongation complex subunit
Exons: 12
Coding region: 259-1935 (558 amino acids)
Biological process (GO): positive regulation of DNA-templated transcription
Cellular component (GO): transcription elongation factor complex
Molecular function (GO): chromatin binding
Source: RefSeq, a predicted model, not a curated record
CUGUAACCCUCGGAUUGGUCAGAUUCGAGGUGGUACAUUCCGGUAUCCCGGCUCUGGGAUCUGCAAGCGGAGUGAUCCAUUAAGGAUAGAAGGGGGUUUGGGCCUAAGCUGGGGCUGUAGGGCCUUGCUGGAUCUGUGCUUUCCUUGUCUUGUUGUACUGGACAGGGUGCUAGAACGAGAGGCCGUAGUAGCGGAGGAUGUGGCCGUAGGCGCCGAGAAGACCUCAGGAGGAAAGAAAGACGAUCUGAACACAGAGACAUGGACAGUCAGUGUACUGUUCAGGUGAAGCUGGAGCUGGGACAUCGCGCCCAGCUGAGGAAGAAGCCCACUACUGACGGAUUCACUCACGACUGGAUGGUGUUUGUUCGUGGUCCAGAGCAGUGUGACAUACAACAUUUUGUAGAGAAAGUUGUGUUCAGGUUGCAUGACAGCUUCCCUAGACCUAAGCGUGUAUGCAAGGAACCCCCAUACAAAGUUGAAGAAACUGGAUACGCUGGCUUCAUAUUACCUAUAGAAGUCUACUUCAAAAAUAAGGAAGAACCUAAGAAAGUUUGUUUCACAUACGACUUAUUUCUGAACCUGGAGGGGAAUCCGCCAGUAAACCAUUUACGCUGUGAGAAGUUGACCUUCAAUAAUCCAACCAAGGAGUUCCGCAGGAAAUUGCUCAAAGCAGGAGGGGUGAUGGUCAUGCCAGAGGGAGCAGAGACUGUAUCACGACCAAGCCCCGACUACCCCAUGUUACCCACAAUCCCCCUAUCUGCUUUCUCGGACCCUAAAAAGGCUAAACAGUCAUCACAUGGGUCAAAGGAUGGCAACAAGGACAGCAGCAAAACCUCAAAACCACACAAAGUGACAAAGGAACAUAGAGAACGGUUAAGGAAAGAUUCGGAAAGCAAAAGCAAAGAAAGUGAAGUAAACAAGCAAGUUAAGGAGCCUGCUUCCUCAAGAAAACCAGUAGAGAACAAACCACCCAAGGAAGAGAAGGCACCUAUUAAAGUAGCUUUCAAGGAGCAAAAAUUGGCCCUCAAAGAGCCCAAAGUGGAGAAUAUGUCUCCGAAAGGGGGUCCAUCUGACACCAAACCUUCCAGCAAGAGGCCCCCACACACAGACUCACCCAAAUCUAGCAGCAAAAAGCCGAAAAAGGGCAGCUCCAAAGGACUUGUAGUUUCUGGAACUUCCCCUCGUGGUCCUCCUAAUACUACUACAAAUACCACUAUCACUACCACCACCUCUUAUACAGACAAAAAACCAGUGAAAGAAAAACCGGGAAAUAAAGUAGAUAGACCUAAACCAGAUACUGAUGUAAAAAAAGCAGUGGAGGCCGAGGAUUCGAAUUCUGACGAUGAGGCAUCUUCAAAAUCAGAGUCGGUUCCGUCAAGUCCAUCUAACAGCAGCUCCAGUUCAGAGUCCAGCUCUGAGUCAGACUUUGAGCCUUCACAAAACCACAGCCAAGGUCCUUUGCGGUCCAUGGUGGAAGAUCUCCAGUCAGAAGAAUCAGAUGAUGACAGCUCUUGUGGAGAUGAGGCAGCACUGAAGAAUAAGACGGCAGGUCGGGAGUCUAGGAUGAGCCUGAGUGACAGCGACAGUGAUAGUAGUGAUGACUCAUGCGCUCCCAGCCGUGGCACCACCCCUAUACAGAAGAUGCCUCCAGCUAAUAACAAGAAUACUGGGCGGCGAAGUCCUGAAACGUGCAGCAAGUCAGAGAAGCUGCUGAAGAAAGUAGUGUAUGACAAGGCAUACACCGAUGAGCUGGUUGAUCUACACAGAAGACUUAUGGCUCUACGAGAGAGAAAUGUCCUGCAGCAGAUUGUCAACCUCAUAGAAGAAACAGGACACUUCAAUGUCACCAACACAACUUUUGACUUUGACCUCUUCUCAUUGGAUGAGACAACUGUCCGUAAACUGCAGAGUUACCUGGAAUCUGGAGCUACAUGACCCCCAUGUAGACUGGGAACUAAGGAGACAGCGUGUUGUAGGGCAGUUAACACCUUCAUUCCUUAAACUUUUCCUGGUCCGUGCAACCACCUUUGGGAUUGACCAGUGCUCCCAGCAAAUAGGAUGUUUCAAACUGAGCCAUCUAGGCUAAUCCUACAUGGGGGAUAUCACUCCAGCAUACAAGAUUUUAUCGUGUGACUUUUUUAUUUUUACCCUCUUAGAGCAUAAGGUUUAGCAGGGAUUUUAGAUCAUGUUUUUUUCUUUCAAAAUACAGAUAAUAAUUCACACUGCAGAUGAUGCAGUUUUUAGUGAUAGAAGUCUGUGGGCUAGAUGAAUAUAAGCAUGAAUUAGAAGUAUAUGAACAAUCCUUAGACAGUGCAGACAUCUGGACAGACAGUAAUAUAUAUUUACAUACAUACACAACCUGUUUUGAUAACGUUAACUUUCAUUAGAACUGUAUCUAUACAGUAAUAUUUUUUUAUUUCUGUAUUUUGAGAUUAAGUGUGUGAAAACGUCUGCUCUAACCCCACAGGAUUUUCUCCAAAAAUCAUGAAACCAUACAGUAGAGGUAUGAGGUAGGAGUGAUUCCGAUACCUCAGUGUAAUAACAAUCUGUAGUAGAUCCCCCUUCUCUCUUUCUCUCUCUCUCUCUCUAUGUUAGGCAGAGAGUUUCUAGUAUUUAUGAUGAGCAAGGAGAGCACUGGCUUCACUCUGCUUCAGAAGCAUUACGGAACAUUGAAUCUGUAAGCUGUAUAUUAUAUAUAUAUAUUAUAUAUAUGUAUGUAUGUAUUUUAUGUAUAAGAUGGCCUGGAGAGGCAGACUAUUACUCCCUUUUUUUUUUUUUUUUUUUUCUUUUUUUUUGACGGGUAAGGAUGGAACAAGGAUUUGCUUUGAAUCAUCUUGUAAUUUUACAAUUCUUAUUUUAUUGAACAAGAGAUUCAAAAUGUACCAGUUAAGGAGACCGUGGCGGUUGUAUGUUUUUAAUAAUAAUGUCAUUUGUAAACAUCAUUACAUUCUGAUAUUGGAAGGGCUUUUACGUGCUUCUAACUGUAUUGGCUUUCUGAAUAGCAGAAGGGUGUACAGGUACAAGUGUUUAUGGAAGGAAGAGGAGUAUUUAUAUAGGACACUGCUGACUGUAUAGGUUCCAGCAGGAAACCUCCAGAAUUCACAGCUUCAAGGGUUAUUUUGUGCUAUCUUCAAAUAGGCGCAAAAGUAAACUGGACUGCCAAUCCUAACUACUCAAACACUUGUCAACACUACAGCCUGCUUCACUCUAAGAGAAAAGUGCGGAUCACGGUGUUGACUAUGGAUGGACACCAUCUUUAUUCAGGAAUACUUCUUCCUACUGCAGUGAGCAUUCUGAAUUCGGACAGAAAAUGUUUUGCUGGUAGGAGAUAAUUAUAGGUUUUAUUAAACAGCCUGUCCCUGAAAUGUAAAACACUAAUGCUUAUUUUAUUUUUUUAUACUUUUUUUGUUACACUCCUUUUUCAUACGGUACCCAUUCUUGACCAGCGUUGGGUCCCUUUUUAGGACCAAAAGUAGAAAUGUAUGUAUUUAAGCGAUCAACCCCACUUUUUUUGGUCAAUUUUUUUUUUUUUUUUUUUUUUUAAUCUGCUUCUGCAAAUCAUAUUUGUCAUUAAUGACUAUUAUGGACACAUUUUAGCUAUUUCCCCAUAUCAUAUUUGUUGAACAGGACUUACACUCCUUUUUAAAAUGGCAACACUACAACAGCUUCAUUUUUUUUUUUUUUUUCUCAAGGACUCCUCCCCUACCCCCCCAGGAGGAUAGUACUGCACUCGUAUACUGUACUUGUAAGGACAGAUGCUUAGAGUUUGGGUCUUCCACACAGUAUUUGAUUCCCUCCAUUUGAUAUCAGUAUUUGUUGUUGAUUGCAAAAUGAUUUCACUUUCCCAUUGGGAGUUGGGAGCUUGGAAUAAGGGAUGUAUUUCUUCCUCGAGAAAGGUUGCCUUAAAGGUAUUAUUUUAACACCGUUAAAUGAUCAAGGGAUUGGGAAACAAAAUCAAUGUUAAUAGGACAACUUUGUGUCAACCACUUUCAUGCCAGAAUGGGUAUGUAUUUCUACAGCUAUCAGUUGCAGACUUAAUGGUAUUGGGCUCAUGUGAUGCACAUUUAGCAAUUCUUAUUGGUUGGCGAGUUAUGAACAUACAUUUUUAAAUGAGACUGAGACCUCUAUAAUCAAACUGUUUUAUUGUCCAAGAAGUAUUUAUUAAUGUAUCGAGCAAAGUGAAUCUGGUUUUGAACCAAGCCUGAUGGUUGGAAACUGUAUUGCUAAAGAUGCAUAGAUAUUUGGUCUUGUAUUAUUUUUAUUUUAAUAUUGGGAAUCUUGCAAGAGUUUUUAUAGGAAAAAAUGAAAUAAAGAUCAAGAAAAUCUU